Phytophthora sojae is the source of this 1281-nucleotide messenger RNA. RefSeq lists its product as hypothetical. NCBI's taxonomy places the organism in Eukaryota, Oomycota, Peronosporomycetes, Peronosporales, Peronosporaceae. The transcript has 5 exons. The record is from RefSeq and is a predicted model, not a curated record. Bases 1 to 1281 code for a protein of 426 amino acids.
AUGGAAACUGUGAACAUGCCCUUAGCUCAGAACUAUCCGACGGGAGAGGUAGCAGUUCGGCUUGACGACCUCGGCUGCGGCUUUUGCUACUUCCAGUUCUACGAAGAUAACAAGAAGCGCACGCUACUGGCAACUCUGGAUGAACAUGCUGUAGGGUCUGCCGGAAAACCCGGGGGCAAGAAGAUGAUUCUGACUAGAGAGUGUGGGAUCAUUUUGGACGGCCAAGACGUUAUUCUCAAGACCUGGCGCUGGGAUCCUAAAGCGCAGCGAGCUGGCUCACCACCGUCGGAGCCCGUUGUCAUCAACCUUAACGACAGCCUGGUAUUUACUUAUCGAGAUCACAGCUCGAUUUCCAUCAAGUUUGCUCCAUGUCCCGGUAUUCUGGUGGAUUUCGCUUGUGGUGAACGCCUUCGCCGGACGGACUCGUAUUUCGACCACGCUCACCGUGUUACAGAAGGACCUCAGCGCGGGAAGUUGCGAAUUGACCAGGACGUGCCGACCUUACAGCAGCGACAAAAGCUUAUAGAACUCGACUCACUCGAGAAAAGGAGCAAGUCCAAACCACGAAGCAAAGACCUCGCUCACGGCCAGAUCAAGCGAAUAGUUUCGACGCUGGAAACGAAGUUCGACGGGUACGAAGGGUGCCGCGUCACACCAGCAGCAGACGGGAACUGGAGAGAAAAAGCUCAUCUACAAAGUCUCCGGGAAAUUCCUGUUUUACCUGUCACGGGUUUCGAGGUUGGUCAAGUGCCCACACUCUUCGGUUCCGAGGUGCAGACCAACGAUGCGUCCGAGUCACUAAAGCGCCUGAAAAACGACUUCAACGGGAAGUGGCUCGGAUCUGUGGAGAUCCACAAAAUGAUCACUCAGGAGAACCCUGGACUGCCACGAACUGGGUCCUUGACGAAUGCGAGCGGGCGCUACUCGCAAGAGCUGCAAGUUGCAGGAGGCGGCACAAAGCCAGUAGGCGAGCACUUGGCCACGAUCUCCGGCUCGAAGCUCGAUUCGUUCCUUCGUGAGAAAUGUGCUAAUGACGAGUUGGUGGUGGUCGCUUGCCUGCGUGCCGACGAUCGCCAUUCGCGUGCCGCGGAGGCAAUGCUGAAGCAGGUGCAAUUGAUUCUCUCGAAGCGAAUGCGGAAUCCGGAGCGUCCGACGACUGCAGCGGCGGACAAUAAAUGUCGUCUCGUCAAGUGCGACCUCGCCGAGUCCGGAGCUCUGGCUGCCCGUUAUCAAAUUCACGCCGUGCCCACAUUCCUCAUGUAUGGUUGUUUAGUUGUCUAG